Molecule: messenger RNA, 393 nt
Organism: Salvia splendens (bonfire salvia)
Lineage: Eukaryota; Viridiplantae; Streptophyta; Magnoliopsida; Lamiales; Lamiaceae
Product: probable RNA helicase SDE3
Exons: 2
Source: RefSeq, a predicted model, not a curated record
AUGUACCACCAUUGUCUUCCCUUGUUAUAUUGUUCACUGAAACUUUCAGUAGGUCAAGUGUCAUGUCUUUUGAUUGAUGAGGAUCCUUUGCAAGGUUUCUCUCUGCAGUUGGUGAUGGGCACAAUUAAUGAUAAAUCAGAUGAUGUAUACUCAUAUGUUGGAGAUAAAGGGGAUAUUGGAUUCAUUGACUUUGAUAAUUGUCAAUCUGUUUGUAGCUAUAACCCUGCUGAGGAGAGUGAUACUUUCAACAUUUCUGUCCCGUUUCAUCUAAUUGAAGGAAGAAAACCUCAAUCAGGAAUUGUCGGAGAAACAAUGUCCGAUUCGGUUACUAUAAGAAACACCACCAAUGAGUCGUUAGAUCUCUGGUCUGUGAAGAUUUUUGACUCCAAACCU